CACAGUCCUCCCUAAUGGCAUCGCCGCAGACGGAGGAGUUCUUCGAUCUCAUCGCCAGCUCCCAGAGCAGACGCCUGGAUGACCAGCGUGCCAAUGUGGGCAACCUGCCGGGCCUGCGGAUAACACACAACAACCUGGGGCAUCUGCGUGUGGAAGGGGACGCCCAGGAGCCCGGAGAUGAGUUCUUCAACAUGCUCAUGAAGUGUCAGUCCUCCAGGAUAGACGACCAGCGCUGUGCACCACCAGACUCCAUCCCCCGUGGCCCCACCAUGCCGGACGAAGACUUUUUCAGCCUCAUCCAGCGCGUCCAGGCCAAACGCAUGGACGAGCAGCGGGUAGAUUUGGCCUCAGCCCAGGAGGAGGCAGAAGAGGAGCAGCAGAGGCCUGGUUCCAGCUAA
Molecule: messenger RNA, 398 nt
Organism: Cariama cristata (Red-legged seriema)
Lineage: Eukaryota; Metazoa; Chordata; Aves; Cariamiformes; Cariamidae
Product: G-protein-signaling modulator 1-like
Exons: 2
Molecular function (GO): GTPase regulator activity; protein binding
Source: RefSeq, a predicted model, not a curated record